Maniola jurtina (meadow brown) is the source of this 1136-nucleotide messenger RNA. It is a transcript of the gene GSTo3, whose product is annotated as pyrimidodiazepine synthase-like. The record is from RefSeq and is a predicted model, not a curated record. The transcript has 6 exons. Gene Ontology annotation, cellular component: cytoplasm. Gene Ontology annotation, molecular function: glutathione dehydrogenase (ascorbate) activity; glutathione transferase activity. Gene Ontology annotation, biological process: glutathione metabolic process. The coding region runs from base 90 to 812 and encodes 240 amino acids. NCBI's taxonomy places the organism in Eukaryota, Metazoa, Arthropoda, Insecta, Lepidoptera, Nymphalidae.
UAUUUCCACAUUGGAUACCGCACGCGAAAGUACGUUUUAUAGUUUUUUCAGUGAAUUUGUGGAUUUUCGUGUUAAUAAAGUGUUCCAAAAUGGCGUACUAUGAUUAUAAAGUUGCCGGUGCAUCCCUCCCACCUCCACUGACGGACAAACUACGGCUGUACCAUGUGGAGAUGAACCCAUAUGGACACAGGGUUCUUUUGGUGUUGGAAGCCAAAAGGGCAAAAUACGAGGUUUACCGGCUGGACCCUUUAAACCUACCUGCGUGGUUCAGGGCUAAAAACCCUAGACUUAAAAUCCCGGUAUUAGAGAUACCAACGGAUCAAGGAGACAAAUACUUAUUCGAGAGUGUGGUCAUAUGUGACUAUCUAGACGAGAAGUAUGCCGCCAACCCUCUACACUCAAGAGACCCAUACGUUAAGGCGCAGGAUCGCCUUUUAAUUGAGAGAUUUAAUGAGCUGAUAAAAGGCAGCCUUGAGUGCUUCGAUACAAACUUCGCAUUCGGCAGUGAGCAAAUUAUACAGACAUUGGAUAUUUUUGAAAAAGAGCUCGCAUCCAGAGGGACAUACUACUUCGGCGGUGAUCGACCCGGCAUGCUCGACUACAUGAUCUGGCCGUGGGUAGAACGACUUUACUUACUGAGAUGCGUCAAUGAAAAGAAGUUCGAUGAAAAGAAGACUAUAUUCCCCAAUUUCGCCGACUGGGGAGAUCAGAUGCAGCUCGACAGGGUAGUCAAAAAGCACUCCAGCUCGCCGGCCGAAUACUUUGAUUAUUACAAAAACGCUAGAACCCACACAAUGGGUUACUACCUUUAAGAUUAAAGUGUUUAUGGCACGUACAGUCAGCAAAAAAGGUAGGUUGGCACUCGCCAGUACAAACGACUAUGGAUGGGUGCAAACUUAACUUUGUUGCUGACUGUACUACCUAUAGUUUUUCUUUAAAUUUCGCAGUGGCGAAUAAAAUUUUCUUUAAUAUGUUUACAUUAAGUAUAAUCUAGUUUUCCUUAGCUCAACUAACGACUGAAAUUAAUAAUCAGUCUUUCUGGAAUUUUUUAAUAAGUCACUUAACAAUGUUAUUAGUUGUCUAAAAUGUAUGGUAUUUUUGACAAAUAACAACGUUGCUAAGAAACUUAUCGACAG